Sclerotinia trifoliorum is the source of this 2522-nucleotide messenger RNA. NCBI's taxonomy places the organism in Eukaryota, Fungi, Ascomycota, Leotiomycetes, Helotiales, Sclerotiniaceae. The record is from the annotation of a GenBank genome assembly.
AGGAGUAUUGAUUACUUUUCUCACCAUCUCCUCCUUCUCCUUCUUCUCCUUUUAGGCACAAUUGUUGUUAUUGCUGCUACCACAAUCUUUCAACUUGCAUUGCAUUGCAUUCAUUGCGCGCUAUCUGCGAUCUCCAGCUAUUUGUCAAUUAUUUUUUUGUCAUCUCCACCCAAUUGAUAAUAAUAGCUUGGUUUGAGAUUCCUGGUAUUAUCCAAUUAUAUUUGAGUUCCUGUCGGUAUAUAUGACAAAUUGGUCCGACUCCCGAUCUCCGACGGAAAAAAGAUUAGAAGACGGAAAAGUAAUUGGCGUCAUCAUCCACAAUGUCCGACAUUCGCUCUCCUACUUGGAUUCAUCCUGCUCUUACUAAGCCCAACGAUCCCCCACAACCUCCUCAAACGGUAUUCGAUGAAGCUGUUACACCUUCAGCUACGGCACAAUCCUUUUUAGGGUUCAAUGGCAUGAACUUAAAAGUUAAUGCCGGGGAUAAUCUCCGACGCGACCAGGGCGUACAAGUUGGUUCUCUAAAUGCCAUCAAGACCAACUUUUCGGACAAUGAUCUAUCCGAGUCAUCGACUGACGCAUCUACAACAUUUUCUGCUGCAACAACUGUAGGAAGUGACUGGGCUUCUGUUCCAUCAUCACCGGUUUUUCCUACUAGAGCUUCCAGAACUUUUCAUGACCACAGCAAAAACGAUCUGUCUGUCGACGCCGUACCCCGCCAGACUGUUAUGAAAGCAUUGGCUUCUCCAAGAAGAGAACACAAUCCACAACACCUUUCUUUAGCAAAUAUGAGAUCACCACUCACCGAGACACCCGGUACUGCCUCGUCGCAAAAACUCAACGCAGCAUUGUCGGACUUGGCACAGCGAAACACUCCUGCCACGGCUCGAUUUCCCUCUUUGCAGUCCCCAUGUUUUUACCAUCAACGAUUCGACGAUGCAGUUAAUAUCGAAAAAGUGCUCGAAGAGAUUAACGGAGACGAAUCCAUGUCACAUUCUCGACUCAUGGCAACGGCUACUGGUGUGCGAGAAGUUUCUAAGCAAUUACAAAGACGUCCAAUCAAGAGAGCUGUGCGCAAUGUUAUGAUUGUCACAAAGGCUAGAGAUAAUCAGUUGGUUAAUUUGACCAAGGAUUUAGCACUUUGGCUCAUGAGCACUCCACGAUAUGGCUCAGACCUUGGUGUUAAUGUUUAUGUUGAUGCGAAGUUGCGCAACUCGAAGCGUUUUGGAGCAGCAGCAUUGGUUGAAUCACAACCGCGAUUUCAACAUCUCUUGAGAUAUUGGUCACCAGAUCUUUGUUGGAGUCAACCAGAGAAAUUUGAUCUUGUUCUCACUCUUGGUGGUGAUGGUACUGUUUUAUUUACUUCUUGGCUCUUUCAACGUAUUGUCCCUCCGAUUUUAUCGUUUAGUCUGGGUAGUUUAGGCUUUUUGACUGGAUUUGAAUAUGAUCGAUUCAAAGAGCAUUUAAAUAAGGUUAUGGGAGAGGAAGGUAUGCGAGUUAACCUUCGUAUGCGCUUCACAUGUACAAUUUACCGGGAUGGAAAGGAACAAGGUCAGGAAGCGUUAGAAGGCGAACAGUUUGAGGUUCUCAACGAACUCGUUAUUGAUCGAGGACCAUCUUCUUACAUCUCUAACCUCGAGUUAUAUGGCGACAAUGAACUCUUGACUGUUGUUCAAGCUGAUGGAUGUAUCUUCUCAACACCUACUGGCUCAACCGCAUACUCAUUAUCUGCUGGUGGCUCAUUGGUCCACCCAGAUAUUCCUGCCAUCCUCCUCACCCCGAUUUGCCCUCAUACCCUUUCCUUCCGCCCAAUGAUUCUCUCGGAUUCACUCUUACUUCGAGUAUCUAUUCCGCGUAACUCCAGAGCUACCGCUUAUUGCUCAUUUGAUGGAAAAGGUCGUGUUGAAUUGAAGCAAGGUGAUCAUGUCACCAUUGCCGCUUCACAAUAUCCAUUCCCAACUGUUGUUAGCUCUCCCUCAGAGUGGUUCGAUAGUGUAUCCAGAACUCUUAGAUGGAACACUCGCGGUGCCAUGCAAAAAGCUUGGGAUGGUACGGAAGAAAACAAAGAAGAAGAAGCUGAAUGGGAUAUUGAUACUGAUUCGGCUUGUUAUGGAAGCGAAGAAAACAGUCUUAGUGCAAGUCCACUAAGAAGACAAAUGAGCAUGCUUGGCAUGUAAAUGUGUCUGCCUGAUUUAAUUGUACGCUUUGGGUACAAAUGGUUUCAUGAUACAGUCUCUUCCCGUCGCCUCCCACCACAUAUAUGGCGCAUUACAAGAUCUAUAACUACAUGUUGUAUUACUUAAUACCCCUUUUUUUACAUUUAGUCCGACAUCAACAAGAGAUGAUGCGGACAUUUUACAGUUAGAACUUGAAAGUAGGCGUUGGUUUUUUUAAAUUAAGCGAAUAGACGUUGGAGCUUUAGAGAGGAAUAAAGAUGAUAAAUAGUAGUGGCUUGAUAGACAGCUACGAAAUUUAGAUGCGAAUAUCAUGACUUUUGCUGGCCAGAACUGUCAGUUUAUAAA